This is a messenger RNA of Klebsormidium nitens, 1362 nucleotides long. NCBI's taxonomy places the organism in Eukaryota, Viridiplantae, Streptophyta, Klebsormidiophyceae, Klebsormidiales, Klebsormidiaceae. The record is from the annotation of a GenBank genome assembly.
AUGAUCAUGAGCUGCAAAGUGCCCCUUUUAGUCUACUGCUUUGUCCCGGUUACGGUCUUACUGCUGGACUGCUUGCACAUAGCGGUGUCACGGCCAGGAUUGAAUGGGUCUUUGGGGCUACUAUGCGGGCAGAAGGACAGCAGACCCUUUGCUGACGUAACCAAAGCUGCCGGCGACGUCGUUGGCGUAGCGCUAGAAACUAGACAGGGGAGUGCGGGAAAUGCUCCCGAGCUCGCGGGUUACCCGGAUGGGUUUGUUUACGUCUAUGCCAUGCCCAAGCGCUUCACGGAUCACGUCUUCAACCGGACGGCCGCAUACCACGACACUCAAUACGACACCGACGUGCACCUCCACCGGUUCCUGUUAACCAGCCGGGUUAGGACGCUUAACCCCGAGGCCGCCAGCCUGUUCUACAUACCCAUGUACCUGGGUUACUACCUCAACACGCAGUGGUCGUUUGAAAAAGAGGACGGUGCGCCGUUUAAAGAGGGAGUGGCCCACGCCUCGCGCUUUGUGUCGGACGCUUUGGACCAUGUUCGGACGAGCUGGCCGUUUUGGAACCGGACGAACGGGGCGGACCAUGUGGCCGUGUUUGGGUACGACAACGGGCGGUGCGAUGCAUAUGGGUUUCUGAAGGAUGCAAGGAGGGAAGUGGGGCAGCUUAUCAGCAUUCAGGCGAAUGGCGAUCUUGUUGCCCGCUCUUGGGCACACCAAUACGAUCCUGACCGCGCCCCUGACGACUUCUUCUGUCACGCUCCCGGGCGGGACGUUGUGGUUCCCAUGUGGUUAAAGCCGAACCGGAUUGUCCGCCCGCUCGAAAGCAACCGGAGCAUCCCACUGCUGUACCGAUUCUCGGCCCGAGACCAGCACGGUGCUCGGUACGGCCACGAAAUCCGAAAGGAACUGCACGAGCAGUGGGUGAGGGAUCCCUUUCCGGGGUCGGAUUUUGCGGCGCGAACAGCGGAGGAGACGCUCGCCGACAUGAGCCGGGCAGUGUUUUGCGUCACACCGCCCGGAAACACGCAGGACACAGCCCGUUUCUGGAAGGCCAUCUCAAUGGGGUGCAUUCCGGUGAGCUUCUUCCGCGCGUUCGACCGGCCCUUCGAGCGGAGCAGACUGCUGGACUACGACACGUUCACGGUCAACCUGGAGACGGAUGACAUCACGGGCCGCCUGAAUGACGUCAUCCGGGCGAUCCUGGACGACCCCGCGAGGUUGCGCACUCUCCAGGACGGUCUGGCGCGGGUGCAAGAACUUCUGCAGUACGAUAAGACGACAGAAAGCGGGUCGUGCUACGGCCUGAUUCUAAAGGAGCUCGCAAUACGCGCCACGGGGCGCGGGGCUGCGUCGAAGAACAUGUAA